AUGAAGAUGGUGGCUGUGGAUACCUCACCGGUCAAUUGUAAGAUGACCGACUGCAUUUCUAAUUAUAUCAACACUAAUCUCCAGACAAUCCUCCUUCGCGAAGUCCCAGCGCACAGGAAAGGAGUCCUUACUGACUUCAUCGUUGGACUAGACCUCCACUUUGCUUACCCCGAGAUCAAUUCUUUGGUUGUCCUCGAUGCCAGCUCCAUCCACUACCUUGAUAUGGCUGCAAAGCUCAACCAGAUCCCCGAGAGUAUCUGCUGCCCAAAGUGGGCUGUCGCACGAGACUCGACAGUUUACGAGGCCACUCCAGCUGCGUCUACCACUGGCUCAAAGGCAAAUGCUGAUCAUAGUCCACCCAUGGCUUGGCCCGCUUCAUUCGGUAGAGAUCUCACACAGGAAGAAGCGUACAUUCAAACACUUCACGCUUCAACUGGCGCUUCUCUCAAGCUCACCGUCCUCGACCCCACCAGUUGUGUUUGGACAAUAGUCGCAGGUGGAGGUGCAUCCGUCGUCUACAGUGACGCCAUCGCAGCAGCGGGUUUCGCACAUGAACUGACCAAUUACGGUGAACACUCUGAUGCAUCAAACGAGGGCCAGACAUUCGAAUACGCAAAGGUGAUCAGCAUAUGCGACUUUCAAGCGAACAAGCUCAUCUCUGGCAUCGGCCACAAGAUCAAAUCAGUAAACAACCCCGAUCUCCGUGUCGAGCUUGUCAAGGAAUAUGUGGGGAAGAACUUCCUGAGCCACUCGCUGCUUGACUACGUACUUGCCGUUGAGAAAGUGACCACGAGCAAGAAAGAUACCCUCAUCCUCAAUGUCGACGGCUGCAUCGGUGUUGUUUCGUUGACCUCCUGCACGACAGCGGCGCCCUCACUUCCGAAGAAGGCGACAAAUACAUCAAGAUCAAUGGUCUCUCCGUCCUGGGUCGCAGCAUCGGUUUCAUCGGGCAACCAAAAGAGGCUCCGUGCACUGCUUUACAGACACCCCUGCUGA
Suillus subaureus is the source of this 996-nucleotide messenger RNA. RefSeq lists its product as uncharacterized. Gene Ontology annotation, molecular function: ATP citrate synthase activity. Gene Ontology annotation, biological process: tricarboxylic acid cycle; fatty acid biosynthetic process; acetyl-CoA biosynthetic process. The transcript has 5 exons. NCBI's taxonomy places the organism in Eukaryota, Fungi, Basidiomycota, Agaricomycetes, Boletales, Suillaceae. The record is from RefSeq and is a predicted model, not a curated record. Gene Ontology annotation, cellular component: cytosol. The coding region runs from base 1 to 996 and encodes 331 amino acids.